Messenger RNA from Diaporthe citri, 3423 nucleotides. RefSeq lists its product as uncharacterized. The record is from RefSeq and is a predicted model, not a curated record. Gene Ontology annotation, molecular function: monoacylglycerol lipase activity. Bases 1 to 3423 code for a protein of 1140 amino acids. The transcript has a single exon. NCBI's taxonomy places the organism in Eukaryota, Fungi, Ascomycota, Sordariomycetes, Diaporthales, Diaporthaceae.
AUGCUGCUGCUCCACCAGACCGGCAGCCUAAAGAUUGGGGAGACGGUCCGAUAUACAGUCACCUACACGCCGUCACAAGAUCGAAUUCUUCCCUCACCCGAGUGCCUAUACCUGCGCAUCAAAAACAGUUCUGCCAUCGCCCUUCGGGCCGCAUUCGUACACGGCCCCUACAACCUCUCCGCCGCCGCCUAUCCCGCCACUUUCAACCCCAACGAAAAGUUUGAGGAUGCGCGUCUCUAUGGCGUUCCGGAGUUCGAGCCCAUGCUUAAGGCUGGUGGAACCUGGACUUGCCACUUAGUCAUUCCGGAAACAAUCAGGCAGACUGCAGGCACCGGAGGUUCCGGCCACUUCGGCAACGGCCCGGAUCAUGACGGGGAAAGCGUCUCAUGGAUUAUCGAGGUGUCGUCCCAGGUUAUUUUCUCGGCUUCUGCAGCCGUACAUUACGAUGUGCUGCUGGCGCGGGAUGAGAAGUCUUUGACCCUAAAUUCCGGCAUACCUGUUGUUGGAAACCACGCCCAGGUUCCUCAACCAGGGCGGGUCAGCGACUUCCAACAGAGCAAGGGCGCCAAGGAUGGUCGCCAUAAUGCCCAGAACAAGGGUGUAUUUUCCAGAGCAAUCCACCUGAAGGUCGAAGACACCGCCAGCCUUUGGAACACCCCCGAACUGCCGGGCGUUGAGCAGCCACCGCCGCAGGCUGAUGCUGCCAAAGGCACAGACACUGAGGCGACCCAGCCAGCUCAACACCCCAACAAGCCCAAGGACAAGGAUCGGAAACCGACGAAGAAGAAACAGGUGCACUUGGUCAUGCUCACGCACGGCCUCCAUAGCAACCUGGGCUCCGAUAUGCUGUUUCUCAAGGAGAGCAUAGAUGCCGGCGUAAAGCAAGCGAAGGUUGAUGCGAAGGAGAGACGAGCCAAGGAGAAGCAGAGCCAGUCUCAAAAGUCCAAAGAGUCGGGCGGUGAAGAAAACGCCGACUCAGGCGUGAUGCUGGAUGACCCUUACGAUGAAGUUUCAGACGACGAAGAGACCAUUGUUCGUGGGUUCUCCGGCAAUGCCACUCGCACAGAGAGGGGCAUCAAGUACCUGGGUAAAAGACUAGCUCGAUAUGUCUUAUCCAUCACCUAUCCCGAUCAACCGUUCCUGCCGGCUGGUAAGGCAGCUCAGGAGGUCCUUUCGCAUAGUUUGAAGGGAGAUCCAAAUUCGCACAAGGACGCGGAAGGGAAGCCGUCCCACAAGCAUAGCUCCAUUCACAAGAACGCGACAGGCUUCGAGGACAGAGGGUACCAGAUCACCAAGAUCAGCUUCAUCGGUCACUCUCUGGGUGGCUUGAUCCAGACAUAUGCUGUGGCCUACAUCCAGAAGCACUCGCCACAAUUCUUCGACCUCAUCAAACCCAUCAAUUUUGUUGCACUGGCGUCCCCGUUCUUGGGUCUCAACCACGAGAACCCAAUGUACGUCAAGUUUGCCUUGGAUUUUGGUCUCGUUGGCAGGACGGGACAGGAUCUUGGACUGACCUGGAGAGCACCGACAAUCGCAAGGAAUGGCUGGGGCGCAAUCGUCAGUAACCUAGGCGAGAAUGCUCACAAGAAGGUCAUGGGAGAGUCUCAGUCUGAGUCGAAGCCGCUACUCCGUAUACUGCCCACAGGCCCGGCGCACAUAGCUCUGAAGAAGUUCAGAAACAGGACUGUGUACUCCAAUGUUGUCAACGACGGGAUCGUUCCACUUCGAACUAGUUGUUUGUUGUUCCUGGACUGGCAGGGCCUGGGCCGCGUGGAGAAGGCACGGCGGGAAGCAGGCCUAGUAGAGACUGUUGUUGGUUUUGGCUGGGCUGAGCUCACCGGUGCAAACGUUACAUCCCCCAGAAAUGGCCCUUGGACUCCCAGGGAAGGCAGCGACAACAGCAGCCCUGCCUCGGGAGCCGCCACUCCUGUUGGCUCCGGAGAUUCUCAUGAGGUGCCUCAGCCCCCGACUGACGCCAUGCUGGAGGAUGACAGGCAGAGUCUCAGGACCGCUGCCACACCGUACCAAGACGAAGGAUACCCGUCAUCUACGGCCAUCACUAAUAACACAAAUCCGUUCUCCGGAUUCUUCUCCUUGUUCAAGCACAACAACGAACCUCCAAAACAACCUGCGUCACCAACCACCAAACAGAAGAAGAUUUACCAACGCAGCCAGACCCUACGCUUCGACGAGAACGCAUCAGAAUCGUCACAAUCGUCCCAAAAGUCCAAAGUCACUUCCGGCCAUGAGCUGGGCACGGAUGCCGACAGCAGCCUCUCAGCACCACCGAAGACCACAUUUUUUGAGUCCGCAGGAGAUCUCCUCAACCCGAAAUUGCCUUCGGUGGAUUAUAUCAUUGAUCCCUCAACGAGACCGAGGACAAUUUUUCACGAUCGAGUGUAUCAUCCAGCAGACAUCCCACCUCCACCCCUGAAGAAGCGCCCCACCGGCACCUUGGCUUUACGCAGGAAGUCAUUUAACACAGUGGCAUCCUCCUCGAGCCGUAACUCACAAUCUGGAACUUCUUCCGUGCAUCAACCUCCUGCCCAUCAAGACUCAUUAUCUUCAACCAGGGAUUACGACGACACCGAAAAUACCAACCCAGACAAAGACCCGUCCGAGGUUAUUGACAGCUCAAACAUGAAAGUGGAAGAGAAGAUAGCUCGCGCUUACCACCGCGAUCUUUCUUGGCGGAAGGUCUUGGUUAAACUGGAGCCGGAUGCUCACAACAACAUCAUCUGUCGCCGUAUGUUCGCCAAUGCGUUCGGCUGGCCUGUGGUGAAACACCUCGUCGACGCUCAUUUCAGCGACUCAUGCGCGGCCCGUCUGCGCGACGAAGACGAGAAGAAUACUGAGCGAGCCAAAGCGACCGGCCAGCCUCCAAGUGAAGACGGCGGCGAGACCAGGCCAGAACCUGGCCCGACAGAAGAAGCCAUGAGGCCAAGCCCCAGCAAAGACCAAGAUACCUCACAAAAGAACUCAGAACACGCUGGGCACAAUCGGACGGUGAGCGAGGCCCUUGAGGCUCGGGAUAAGGUCCUAGACCUCCCGAGCAACUCCGUGGACCAAUCUCCGCCGGGACAUCGUCCUGUUCGAGAGAGAGUCGACUCAGUAGAUUGGAGUGAGAGGGACUGGGCAGACUCCGAAAGCGAGAUGGAUGAGACGCAGUCCAGUGGUGGUCAGCAGAAAGACCCCGGCCAGGCAGGCAAGAAAACAUCCCCUGAGCGCACUUCCAGCCCCGUCAGUGGAUUUUGGACGGAGAAGAUAGUCGGGAAAGGCGCGACAAAGAGAAGGGGCAAUUCGCCAAGUACCCAGCCACCAGAGAGUCAGGCCGCGGCUGAAUCUUCAAGACCGGUCUCCGGCACGCCGGGAGUGGCGGGUGCCCCGGGAGCCCCGGCAGCGAAGCCGGAUGAUGUGGAUUGA